AUGGACGGGGCUGUAGUGGAGCCCAACAUGGACGGGGCUGUAGUGGAGCCCAACAUGGACGGGGCUGUAGUGGAGCCCAACAUGGACGGGGCUGUAUUGGAGCCCAACAUGGACGGGGCUGUGGUGGAAUUCAAUUCUCUGUCUGUUGGACAUGGUCUUCUGUUGUCCCCAGCACAAGACUGUGAGGAGGUUGGAGAAGAGAGACCCUGGCCUCUACAGGGAGGAGAGAGACCCUGGCCUCUACAGGGAGGAGAGAGACCCUGCCCUCUACAGGGAGCAGAGAGACCCUGGCCUCUACAGGGAGGAGAGAGACCCUGCCCUCUGAAGACGGCCUCAGUAGAUUCCUCCUGGAGAAGCAGCCAGCUAUCACAUGUCAACUACUAUGGUGGUUACCUGGGUGGGGCCCAGCAGGUACGGACACUGAAACAAGGCAGCACAGACACAAAAAAGGACAACACAUCCUCGGACCCCAGCUUCUCCAGAUUGCAUCUCCCUCCCCUUUUUUCUGGCUCAGUGGUCAGUCUGGACCAGGACAGUAGUAGGAGGAAACCAAGGAGUCCAGGUGGGCUGGGGGGGAAGUUCCUGCCACUCAUACAUGAGGCGUAUGUCAGCUCUGAGGAUCCAGCCCAGACCCAUCCAGAGAGGUUGACCCAGACCUAUCCUGUCCUUCCAGCCCACACCAUCCUAGAGCCCCAAGCCCAUCCAGAGAGGAACCACCUGGAGAAGCCAGGGCCCAGGAGGCUGUUGCUGUCAGUGCUACUACCUCUUGGACAUACAGAAGAGGAGGGGGUGCAGGCUCCGUGUGCUGGUGUCCACUACAAGCCAUCAGAGGAGGAGAGAGGGGAGCCUCACUGUGGAGAGACGGGACACAAAAGAGAGAGCACUAGAAGAGGGGAAGGAGAAGGACGAGGAGGAGGGGGAGUAGGAGGGGGAGGAAGGGGUCUCCCUGAGAAAGGCUCUAAGCAGACCUGGCCUGAGCAGAACGGUCUCUCCCUACUACAGCCUGGGGAAGGUAUUCUGAUCACUAAGAUGAAAGGCUCUAAGCAGAUCUGGCCUGAGCAGAACGGUCUCUCUCUACUACAGCCUGGGGAAGGUAUUCACUGGGCUGAGGGGAUUAUACACAGGAAGCCAGUGUAG
This is a messenger RNA of Oncorhynchus nerka (sockeye salmon), 1137 nucleotides long. RefSeq lists its product as uncharacterized. Lineage: Eukaryota; Metazoa; Chordata; Actinopteri; Salmoniformes; Salmonidae. The transcript is spliced from 5 exons. The record is from RefSeq and is a predicted model, not a curated record. The coding region runs from base 1 to 1137 and encodes 378 amino acids.